This is a messenger RNA of Epinephelus fuscoguttatus (brown-marbled grouper), 2102 nucleotides long. RefSeq names its product perforin-1-like. The transcript is spliced from 9 exons. Bases 304 to 1836 code for a protein of 510 amino acids. Gene Ontology annotation, cellular component: membrane attack complex. The record is from RefSeq and is a predicted model, not a curated record. NCBI's taxonomy places the organism in Eukaryota, Metazoa, Chordata, Actinopteri, Perciformes, Serranidae. Gene Ontology annotation, biological process: immune response.
UUUAUUUUAUUUGCAAAGAUUUUGAGAUAUUUUUAUUUUAUUAUUAGAUUAAAUCAAAUUGUGUUAAGUGACCGUUUGAGGACUUUUGAUAUAUUUCUAGAAAACUAGUGGGUUUUUGUCGUUUUUGAGAAGUAAUGACAGCUUAAAUUGACAUUUUCAUCCCCAUAGAGUGUCAUGGAAGAAACAGAAAUCCAUAAAUUUGCAGUUCUUAAAUUCAUUACAGUUUAAAUUCUACUGACUGAUUUCCUUUUCUACUCUCUUUGUCUCUCUCUGAAAUACUUCAGUAUCUCUCUGACUCCAGCCAUGCUUUCCUUUUCAACUCCACCCCUCCUCUACCUGAGUCUCCUGCUCUUUCUGUCACACCACUCCCCUGUUCUCGGCUGUCAGACUGGGACCAGCAGCCAGUGUCAGGCUGCUCCCUUCGUACCAGGCUACAACCUGGUAGGGGAGGGAUUUGAUGUGGUCACCCUGCAGCGUAAAGGAGCCUAUGUGGUUGACGUGAAGACUUUCCUCGCCCCAGAUGGCACCUGUACUCUCUGUGCCAACCCUCUUCAAGGCGACAGCCUGCAGAAACUGCCAAUGUCUGCAGUGGACUGGCGUGCAUUCAGCAGAUGCAGUACUCAUGUCUACAGCAGUUACCACACCUCCGUCAGCUCACUGGUCAAAACAGUCACCUAUCAGGACAGUUACGACUGGAAGUUGGGACUGGAUUUCAAGAAGUUUGUCAACCUGGAGGUGGGGGGAACACGUUCUGCUGUGUAUGACUUUGCUACAGCCAGGAGCCAAGAGGACCGCUUCACCUUCAGCACACAUCGUGCCACCUGUAGACAUUAUAGUUACCGUGUGUCGAACACACCGCCCCUCAGUAAAGAGUUCCUCAAGGAUUUGAAGGGACUGCCCAGUUACUACAACCCCUUCACCAAGGGCCUGUACAGACAAUUCAUAGAUACCUAUGGCACACAUUUUAUCCGCCAGGUUUAUCUUGGGGGGCGAUUCAGGCGAGUCACAGCUGCACGUACCUGUUUGUCCUCACUGAAUGGACUCUCCUCAGACCAGGUGCACAAGUGCUUAUCACUGGGUGUCAAAGUAGGCCUGGGGAAAUACAAACUGAAUGCAAAUUAUAACUCUUGCAACAAAGUCCUACGGAACCAGGACGUGUCCACAUCUUACAGCUCUGGUCUCCACCAACACUACACUGAGGUGGUAGGAGGAAGGGGUUGGGUGGGUGACUUUUCUCUCACCCAUAACGACUCCCUGGGCUACCAAAAGUGGCUGAAAAGCCUCAAGGAUCACCCUGACGUUGUUCGGUAUUCUCUAAGACCACUUUACCAGCUGGUGACAUACGGGUCAAAAAGGACAGGACUGAAGGCUGCCACAGAACAGUACUUAAGAGAAAACGCCAUCAAGAAGUCGGUCAAACAGACGCAGUGUGGCAGCAACUGCUGUCCUAAACAGGCCUGGAGAGGAACACUGGUGGUGACUGUUGUCAAAGCCUGGGGUCUGAAAGGAGAUCGAUUUGGCAAGACUGACGCGUAUGCUCAGCUGUGGUUCAGUUCCAGCUACCGCAGGACUCAUGUGGUCAAGUCAAACAGCCCUUACUGGAAUGUUCAGUAUAAUCUGGGCAAGGUGGACACACACUUGGGUCUGAAGGUCGAGGCCUGGGACAGGGACGUGAGCAGGGAUGAUCGUCUUGGAUCAUGUGUGAAGUACCUGAGGCAGGGGACUCACACACAUGUGUGCCCCACUAAAAAAGGUGCCUUCCAAUUCAAGUACACUCUGACCUGCGACCAUCACCUCACUGGAGACAAGUGCAACCAGUACAAACCAUCUCCAUAGUGAGAGAGACAUUUAGGGUGUGCUGCUCACUUUUCUUUCAUCAGGAUAUGUUGAUUACUUUCAUUGAACACAAUUCAAGGGUUUUUUGGAGACAUUCGCUAUCAGCAUUGUGUUUGGCAGUGGGGUUAAAUAGAGGUAAAUUUGCAUUAUGAAACUGAAGUUUUUGACACAAAAAAAGACCUGAUUGUGACCAAAAUAGGCAGUUUUGUGCCUGUUUUUACCAACAUUAAUUAUGAAAUAAUUGAGAUUUAGUUGUUGAUUAAAUC